ACUCGUCUGGCGUGGGCCGGAAGAGGACGUGCGCGAGGCGGCAGGGCCUCGGCCAUGGCUUACAGGCCGAAGAGGACUUUCCGGCAGCGCCGAGCCCACUCUAGUGACAGCGACGGCGCCGAAGAGCCGUCUUCUGAACCCGGGGCGCCGGAGGAGCAGGCGGCCCCGGGCCUUACGGAGGAAGGGCCGCCUUCUGGAGGGGGACGCGUGGAGGUGACGGCCCGGCGUGUUCGGGGCCGGGGCCGGGGCCGGGUGUGGGCAAGUUCCCGGCGCGUCGCGGCAGCGGCUCCGCGCGCUGAAGGCGGCGCGGGCGUCCCAGAAUCCAGAGUGGUUGAUCUUUCAACAGAUGAAGAGGGUGAAGCACCUCAUUCCUCAGAAAGUAAGGAUGAUCAGAGUUCAUCAUCCAACAGCUCUAGCUCUUUGGAAGAAGAAUUUUCAUCAAUAGUAAAUAUCCCUGAUGCAGCUUUUAUUCAGGCAGCCCGCAGAAAACGUGAAUUGGCCAGGGCCCAAGAUGACUAUAUCUCUUUGGAUGUAAAACAUACCUCUGCCAUCCCUGGGAUGAAGAAAAACAGUGAUGAAGAUUCUGAGAGUGAGCCUGACGACCAUGAAAAGAGAAUACCAUUUACCCCAAAGCCUCAAACCCUUAAACAAAGAAUGGCUGAAGAAACAACACCCAGAAAUGAAGAAACAAGUGAAGAAAGUCAGGAAGAUGAAAAUCAAGAUAUUUGGGAACAGCAGCAAAUGAGGAAAGCAGUUAAAAUCACAGAGGGACCAGACCUAGAUCUUUCCUACAGCAGUGAACCUCAAACAGUAAAGAAGUUUGAUACUUUGAUUUCAUUACCACCAGUAAAUUUAGAAAUUAUAAAGAAGCAAUUAAAUACUAGAUUAACAUUGCUACAGGAUACUCACCGCUCACACCUGAGGGAAUAUGAAAAAUAUAUACAAGAUGUCAAGAGCUCAAAGAGUACCAUCCAGAACCUAGAGAAUUCAUCAAAUCAAGCUCUAAAUUUUAAAUUCUAUAAAAGCAUGAAAAUUUAUGUGGAAAAUUUAAUUGACUGUCUUAAUGAAAAGAUUAUCAGCAUCCAAGAAAUAGAAUCAUCCAUGCAUGCACUCCUUUUAAAACAAGCCAUGACCUUAAUGAAACGCAGGCAAGAUGAAUUAAAACAUGAAUCAACGUAUUUACAGCAGUUAUCACGCAGAGCUGAGACAUCAACGAAUGAAAGCUUGGCUGUAGAUGAAAAAACUCAAUGGAUUUUAGAAGAGAUUGAAUCUCGAAGAUCACGAAGAAGACAAGCAAGGACACUUUCUGGGAAUUGUGAUCAUCAGGAAGGGACAUCUAGUGAUGAUGAACUGUCUUCAGCAGACAUGACUGACUUCCAAAAAACCCAAGGUGACAUUUCACAGGAUCAUAAGAAGAUUUUUGAAGAUGUACAUGAUGAUUUUUGUGAUAUCCAGCAUAUUUUGUUGAAAUUUCAACAAUGGCGAGAAAAGUAUCCUGAUUCUUAUUAUGAAGCUUUCAUUAGUUUGUGCAUACCGAAGCUUUUAAAUCCCCUAAUCCGAGUUCAGUUGAUUGAUUGGAAUCCUCUUAAGUUUGAUGCCAUAGGUAUAAAACAGAUGCCAUGGUUCACAUCUAUAGAAGAAUUUAUGGCUAGCAGUAUGGAAGAUUCAAAGAAGGAAGAUAGUGCUGACAAGAAAAUCUUGUCCACUGUCAUCAACAAAACACUUAUUCCUCGACUUACAGACUUUGUAGAAUUCAUUUGGGAUCCCUUGUCGACCUCACAGACAACAAGUUUAAUAACACACUGCAGAGUGAUUCUUGAAGAACUUUCCACUUGUGCAAAUGAAGUUAGUAAAGGCAAACAGGAUUUACUUAAAUCCGUUGUUGUGAGAAUGAAGAAAGCAAUAGAAGAUGAUGUGUUUAUUCCUCUGUAUCCAAAGUGGACUGUAGAAAACAAAACAUCACCACAUUCAAAGUUCCAAGAAAGGCAGUUCUGGUCAGGUGUAAAGCUCUUCCACAACAUUCUUCUUUGGAAUGGACUCCUCCCAGAUGACACCUUGCAAGAACUAGGACUAGGGAAGCUGCUAAAUCGUUACCUUAUUAUAGCUCUUCUUAAUGCCAUACCUGGGCCAGAUGUUGUUAAAAAGUGCGACCAGAUAGCAGCAUAUUUACCAGAAAAAUGGUUCCAAAACUCUGCCAUGAGAACAUCUGUUCCCCAGCUAGAAAACUUCAUCCAGUUUUUGUUGCAGUCUGCACAUAAAUUAUCUAGAAGUGAAUUCAGGGAUGAAGUCAAAGAAAUAAUUCCUAUUCUGGUGAAAAUAAAAGCUUUGAAUCAAGCAGAAUCCUUCAUAGAAGAGUAUCACCUAGACCAUCUGAAAUCAGUAAUUAAAGAAGUUUGAAGAAACUAUAGGAAAGUACUAACAUGAGAUUUUAAUAUAGUGACACUUGCCUCCUUUGCUUGGGGGAGGUGGAGCAGGACUCCAUCCCUCCAUUCCCGUCUUACCUUCUGGUAUCAUGAAGGCUGCCCCCCUGUGGUGGUUGCAGGAAUUAAGCACACGGGAGCACUAAGAGUUUAAUUUACUCCCUUUGAUUCUUCUCACGUUUCCAAUUGAAGAGAGAAAUUGGAGAAAUCUUGCUGUUUGGGCUUUGGUGAAUCUUCUGAACUGCACCAUAAAAAUAUCUGUUAGUUCUUUUCAUUUUAACUAUUUACAAAUAAGUUAAAAUGGAAAUCUUAAUUGGAAUGAAUUAUUUGCUAAGUAUUAACUGGCAAAUUGUCCUUCAGAAAUCUGUACCAGUGACACCCGGGUGGCUCAGUCAGUUAAGUAUCUGCCUUCAGCUCAGGUCAUGAUCCCAGGGUCCUGGGAUCAAGCCCCGCAUUGAGCUCCCCACUCAGCGGGGAGCCUGCUUCUCCCUCUGCGGGCUGCUCCCCCUCUUCAUGCUGACAGAAUCUUUCAAAAAGAAUAAAUCUGCACCAAUAUAUUGUGCCAACACAAGUGUAUCAAAGGCCAGUGAAACCCCCCCAGCAUAGGUAUUACCAUUUUUUUUUAACUCAAUACAAAUUUAGAUGUAAAAAAAAAAUCUUAUUUUAAUUAUUCAUUUUGGCUAUUGGAGAGUAAGUACUUGUUUUUUUGGCUAUUUGUAAUUUUUUUAAAAUAAUCCAUUCAUCUUAGGGAUUUGUCAGAACUUUAUAUUUUAAAGAUAUUGAUGUUUCACCUGUCCUAUGUUAUAGUUUCUUCAUUGCCAUUUUUAUUUUAAUUUUGUGUAUGAUGUUUUUAGUGUGCUAAGGCAGUACUUGUUAGGUACUUAACUACUUUUGUUAGGGUUUUGUCAUUGGGGGUAGGCUUAGACAGGAAACAGGUAUUUUAAAUACUCAGAACAUGUGAUAAAUUUCCUGGUAAAAUUUGUGUAAUUGAAAAGAAGUUGAAAAAAAUUAGUAAACGCUCAUUUUGAGAAAUCUUUUCUUAAAUCUAUUUGUUAAAUAACAAGAGCAACCCUGAAUAUGUAUUUUGUAAAUUAUUGCCUCAAAGAUAAUCAGGAAAAAUUUGAUUUGAACAUGUGGCUUCUGCCAUUAUCAUCUCUAGUUUUCAAGCUGUGUAUAUUUUAACAAGUUGAUGUGUUAUUUCUACUGCAGUGAAGACUUGGGAUUCACUAGUAGGAACAGUUUAAAUUUUCUUUUAUACAUAAUACAUAGGAAUAGAAUCUCUUCUAGAAAAUUCAGACUGUUACUGAGAGACAUUUAGCAUUCCUUCACAGUUGCUGUCCCAGACGUAACUGUUUUCAUUUUAAUGUUAUCCUUUCAGACCUUUUCUCUACUUACAGAAACAUAUGUGUGUGUGUUAACAUAAAUGACAGAUUUAUUGCAUAUGAAAUUUCUAAUUUUUAUUAAAAUGUGUAUUUGGAAAUU
Messenger RNA from Zalophus californianus (California sea lion), 3902 nucleotides. It is a transcript of the gene GCFC2, whose product is annotated as GC-rich sequence DNA-binding factor 2. Gene Ontology annotation, biological process: mRNA splicing, via spliceosome. The transcript is spliced from 17 exons. Bases 55 to 2397 code for a protein of 780 amino acids. Lineage: Eukaryota; Metazoa; Chordata; Mammalia; Carnivora; Otariidae. Gene Ontology annotation, molecular function: DNA binding. The record is from RefSeq and is a predicted model, not a curated record. Gene Ontology annotation, cellular component: nucleus.